AUGGGAUCCCACAUCGGAAGAGACACGGAUGUGAUGCAGCAGUCCAUGAAAGAGUCCAGGAGGGACUUCGGCCGAUAUGAGAGCCUCGCGCAGAAAGCUUCCGAAAUCUGCGCCAAGGCAGUCCGUGACGGUGGCGUUCUAUGCAUGACAGCCUGCCAGGUCCAGUGUCCCAGCACACUGGAAGCGAAAUUGCAGCAGAAGGCGCCCCUCUUGCCUUAUCGGGCUGUGCAGGAAAUCGAAGAUGAGAUGGUCGGUUUGGCCAGCGUCUGUGUUGCGGUGUAUAUCCCUCGCCAGCAGGCACAAGCCGGUCGACUCAUCAAACCAUGUUUCAACGUCAUCGGAGGAGUCAACUCCCCUGAAGAGCCACCCAAGGAUGCGGACGGGGAUAGGAUGCCGCGGGGGUUCCCGCGCGGCGCGGACUAUUAUUAUGUCCAUCUUAAGCCCGAGGAUGGGCCAGCAGGGUUGAUUGAGAUUCAGGUCGUCUCCCUGUUACGCCACGUCUGUGCAGAGGUCGGUUGUGACCUGGAGAGCGAGAUGGAUGCAAGCGAGGUGGAGCACCAGAUUCUGGCCGGGCUCAGUGGCACUAUCGCUGCGAGCGAAGGCUUCCUGGAUCAACUGCACGAGCGCCGAACAUCCGGCCGACCGUUCCAAUCAGUCUAUCAUCUGGGAUCAUGCCUGUUCCAGUGGAUGCAGGCCCGGUCCGGCGCCGCACGCGACGAUCUGGGAGACGUCGAGUUACUCUGGCAGGUGCUGAGGAUCAUGGACAUGAACGACCGGUCCCGGCUCAGGGGUUUGCUCGGCGAAGCCCGCCUUCCUCUGCCUUCAGCCACUGGCGGAAAACAGGGCAAAAUGGCCAUCUCCAGCUAUCUCUCGGAACAGAUCAUCCGCUCGCCCCGGGGGCAGAGGGAGAUCGUGGCCCAGUUCGAGGCCCGCGGUGGAAAUGAACCGCGGUGCAGGCUGCAGGUCAUCAUUAACACCUUCGCCCUCCUCGGGCACCUGCUACCUUUUCCCGCCUGGGUUACGCCGGUCAUGAAUCUAGACGGUGGGACCUUGGACGGGCGCAAACACAUCCUGGCCUGGCUCGACUGGCUCGACUCGGAGGAUCCGAAAAACUUUUACGAGUAUGGGAUGCCGCUGCAGCAUCCGGAGACUAUUGAUCGGCUAUGGGGCUGCCUGGAGCGACACGCGGAAGCUCAUGAUAAGAGCCCUGUUGGUUUUGCCUUCAGUCUAUCCAAAUUGGGCGUCGUGAAGAACGGGCGGGCCGUGGACUGGGAAGGCCUCACCUCCGCCGUUGGGCGUUUGAUCGCCUGUGAAGACAUAUAG
Messenger RNA from Aspergillus terreus NIH2624, 1323 nucleotides. RefSeq names its product RelA/SpoT domain-containing protein. The record is from RefSeq and is a predicted model, not a curated record. The coding region runs from base 1 to 1323 and encodes 440 amino acids. NCBI's taxonomy places the organism in Eukaryota, Fungi, Ascomycota, Eurotiomycetes, Eurotiales, Aspergillaceae. The transcript has a single exon. Gene Ontology annotation, biological process: guanosine tetraphosphate metabolic process.